Molecule: messenger RNA, 5410 nt
Organism: Oncorhynchus mykiss (rainbow trout)
Lineage: Eukaryota; Metazoa; Chordata; Actinopteri; Salmoniformes; Salmonidae
Gene: pde8b
Product: phosphodiesterase 8B
Biological process (GO): signal transduction
Molecular function (GO): 3',5'-cyclic-nucleotide phosphodiesterase activity
Source: RefSeq, a predicted model, not a curated record
AUCCAUUCACACCGCCAGGAAAUGUGAGGAGGAACCUGCUGACCAGUGGUGACCAACUGCGACGAGCCCUGGAUUGGAUGACAGCAGCCUACGAUGAUGUGUAGAUGAGAGAGAGAGACCUCAGACAAUAAAAUGCAAUGGCCAAAUGAAGAGGAAAUGAGCCAGUGUGAUCCAGCGAUUUCACGCGGCGUUUUUUUUUAUCCAAUCAAUAUGAUGAUGAAAAGGAUAAGGAGAAGAAUAGCGUCUUUGUUACGACACCAACAUAAGGAUAGCCUGAUGGUUGCAAAUGGUUACGUUCGCACAGCCUGAGCUAUAUAAGCUAGAGAAGAUCAUAUCAUUAAUCGACAUUGCGAGCCAUGAAAUGACAUAACGUCUAGGCCUGUAUGCUGUAAUACAUAAUAACGUCAAUGAUGAUCAUUUUUCACUAAAAGGACUGGAUUUGAAAGCUGCAGCACUAGGGAAUAUCACAGCGGAAAUUACAUUCAACUCAAAAUAACGGAUGGAGGAGCGCAUGCAUGAAUUAACGGAGCGGAGAAACUCAGCGGCGAUAUUAAAGAGAUGAAACACCUUUCGUUCUCUCUUUAUGUACUCAACCAGUCCGCGGGGGAGAGGUGAGAGACAACCAGGAGCAGCCGAUGAUCGGAGAGAACAGCGGCCACAGCGCAGCGGCAGGCAUCCGGGACAGUGAUAACUCAGAGAGAGCGCUGUUUACUGUCAUCUGAGAUCUGGCUCCGGACCAGCGGUGAGGCAUGGGCUGCGCUCCCAGCAUCCACGUCUCCCAGAGCGGCGUGAUCUACUGCCGAGACUCGGACGAGUCCAACUCUCCGCACCAGACCACCACUAUAUCCCAGGGCACCGCGGCCACCCUCCAUGGGCUGUUCAUCAAGACGGACGCGGCCGACACCAUCCCCUCGGUAAUCACUUACCAGACCAGGCAGUCCCGGAACAAAUCUCACGGAGAGAGGAGAGAGAACAGCGGGGGACACAUCUGCAUCGAAGCCGAGACACAGACCAGUCACACCAUUGGCAAGGUAUCAGCCACAGAAGAGUGUGUAGGACCUAUGAGACUGACCCAAGAACCUAUUCAGGUCCUGCUGGUGUUUGCGAAGGAGGAUGGUCAGAGCGAUGCCUUCUGGUGGGCGUGUGACCGGGCGGGUUUCAGGUGUAACAUUGCCCGAACGCCCGAAUCCGCUGUCGAAUGUUUCCUGGACAAGAGCCACGAGAUUGUGGUCAUUGAUGGACGCCACUCACAAUACUUUGAGGCAGAGGCUGUCUGCCGGUUGGUCCGUGCCACAAAGCCCUCAGAACACACAGUCCUUCUGGCCGUUGUGCCACAGACGCCUUUAGAUCAGGAGGAGCCGUCUGUUCGUUCUCUACUCUGCGCUGGAUUCAGCAGAAGGUAUGUGGAGAACAUUAGUGUCUCUGCCUGCUAUAACGAAUUGCUCCAGAUAGAACAUGGAGAGGUGCGCUGCCAGUUCAAACUCAGGGCGUGCAACUCAGUCUUCACUGCUCUGGACCACUGUCAGGAGGCUGUGGAGAUCACCAGUGAAGACCAUGUGAUACAGUACGUGAACCCAGCGUUUGAGCACAUGAUGGGAUACCACAAAGGAGAGUUAAUAGGGAAAGAGCUGACAGAACUCCCCAAGAGUGACAAGAACCGAGCAGAUCUUCUAGACACCAUCAACACCUGCAUCAAGAAAGGAAAGGAGUGGCAGGGGAUCUACUACGCCAGGAGGAAGUCAGGUGACAGCAUACAGCAGCACGUCAAGAUUACGCCUGUGAUUGGCCAGGGAGGUAAAAUCCGCCAUUUUGUCUCCAUCAAGAGGCCCCACAGUGACAACAACAAACAGGUCCAUAAGAUCAACAGAGAUGGAGACCAUUCCCAGUUAGAAAGCCAUUCCCUGCGUCACAGAGACAGGAGGAAAGAGUCAGUUGAUGCCCGGUCAAUCAGCUCACGUAGCAGUGAUGCUCCCAGUCUGCAGAACCGGAGGUACUCCUCUGUAGCCAGGAUCCACUCUAUGACCAUAGAGGCCCCCAUCACCAAGGUGAUCAACAUCAUCAACGCGGCCCAGGAGUCCAGUCCGGUUUCGGUAGCGGAUGCACUGGACCGGGUCCUGGAGAUCCUGAGGACCACAGAGCUCUACUCUCCUCAGCUGGCCUCCAAGGAAGACGACCCACACACCAACGACCUUGUCGGGGGGCUCAUGAGUGAUGGCUUACGGAGCCUGUCUGGGAACGAGUAUGUCUUCUCCAAAAGUACCCUUCCAAAUAUGAGUCAGCUGGCCAUCCCAGUAACGCUGAAUGACAUCCCCCCGGCCAUCGCUGAGAUGCUGGACGACGAGGACCAAUGGGACUUUAACAUCCUAGAGCUGGAGGCUGCCACCUGUAUGAGACCUUUGACCUACCUGGGCUUGAAGAUAUUUGCUCGCUUCAGUGUGUGUGAGUUCCUGAGCUGCAGUGAGGCUACGCUACGCUGCUGGCUGCAGGUCAUAGAGGCUAACUACCACGCCUCCAACUCCUACCACAACUCCACCCACGCCGCUGACGUCCUACACGCUACUGCCUACUUCCUACGCAAGGAGAAGGUCAAGGGCAGUCUGGACCAGCUGGACGAGGUGGCUGCGUUGAUCGCGGCGACGGUCCAUGAUGUGGACCACCCAGGGAGGACCAACAGCUUCCUGUGUAAUGCAGGAAGUGAGCUGGCCAUCCUGUAUAACGACACUGCAGUGUUGGAGAGUCACCAUGCCGCCCUCGCCUUCCAACUCACCGUCAGGGAUAUCAAGAGCAACAUCUUCAAAAACAUCGACAGGACUCAGUUCAGGACGUUGAGGCAGGCAAUCAUAGACAUGGUGCUGGCUACAGAGAUGACCCGUCAUUUUGAACACGUCAACAAGUUUGCCAACAGCAUCAACAAACCAAUGGCUGCCAUCGAGGAGUCCAGUUCAAAUAGUGAAGGCAGUGACAACGAGGGUCCAGCCAGCAUCAGGAACAGCCCAGAGAACCGGCUGCUGAUCAAGAGGAUGAUGAUAAAGUGUGCUGAUGUGGCCAACCCCUGUAGACCUCUGGAGCUCUGCAUAGAAUGGGCCGGACGCAUCUCUGAGGAGUACUUUUCCCAGACUGACGAGGAGAAGAGAGAGGCUCUUCCGGUGGUCAUGCCUGUAUUUGACAGGAACACCUGCAGUAUCCCCAAGUCUCAGAUCUCCUUCAUAGACUACUUCAUUACAGACAUGUUUGACGCCUGGGAUGCCUUCGCCAGUCUACCUGGCCUCAUGGAGCACCUGUCAGAGAACUACAAGUACUGGAAGGGUCUGGACGACAUGAAGUGCAAGAGCCUGCGUCCGCCUUCUCCUCCGUGACCCCUCCAUCCCUCCCUCUCUCCCUUCAUCCCUCCAUCCAUCCCUCCCUCUCUCAGGGCAGGGGGAGACAGCGAAUGUAGCCCAGCACUGGCAUUAAGCCCCUCCCACUGUGAUUCUACCCAGCUCCACACACAUUGGACUGUACUGCAGUCUGCAGACCUUAGAGCCUUCAAACACCAGAGUCUGUAGCUUGGAGCCCUGAGAAGAAACCAGGGGACUGUCAUACUGGCUGACAUAAUGACACCCUAUCCCCUAUGUAGUGGACUACUUCUGACCAGAGCCCCAACCCAAACACAUUUCCCAUCUUUGGUUAUCUGAUGUUGCCUCAAACUACAAAAACAGAUUUCAUACAGAGAAUCAUUAUGGUGCCCAUUGCUAAAUUUAGCAUGGGGGGCUCUGGUCAAACAUACAUGCACUACAUGGGGAAUAGGGUAACAUUUUAGAUUUGCCCUCUGAGGCUGAAGCCAGCCUCUUCAGACCCCUCUCGGGUCCCUGUUGGGCCCCUAAUUGGACUCUACAGUCCUCCUUACCAUCUGUCCCAGCCUGAGGGGUGAGGACCAACCAAUCAGUCCCAGCCUGAUGGGUGAUAACCAACCAAUCAGUCCCAGCCUGAGGGGUGAGGAUCAACCAAUCAGUCCCAGCCUGAGGGGUGAGGACCAACCAAUCAGUCCCAGCCUGAGGGGUGAGGACCAACCAAUCGGUCCCAGCCUGAGGGGUGAGGACCAACCAAUCGGUCCCAGCCUGAGGGGUGAGGACCAACCAAUCGGUCCCAGCCUGAGGGGUGAGGACCAACCAAUCAGUCCCAGCCUGAGGGGUGAGGACCAACAUGCUACAAACCAACCAACUGCACUUUAGCAGCUCAAAGUCACUUUCUCAAAAUAUUUUUCCUGUCUGUUUUUCUGCUCUCUUCUCUCAGACAAGAGUCUGCUGUUUCUUCUCAUACUGUACCUUUCUGUCUCUCUACUGUAGUAUGUAGUACUGCUGAGAUGGGUACCAAAGCUUCAUUAUACUGUGACUUCUACAGCUAAAAGAGGAGAGAUCACGGAAUGAUUACAGAACUAAAGCAUGUAGAGAGAAAUCAGUCCACUCCAGCACAUGCACACUGUACUCGCUCUUCCAACUAAACAGACAACUGUAAAUUGUAACUCCGCUUACCUUGUUCUCUCGCCAGCUGAAAGUAUUAAGGAAUAUUGAGCUCUGAUAAGCCCUGUCAGGGAGAAUCAUACAGAGGUGUGUGUGUGUGCGUGUGCGCGCGUGUUUGUGUGUGUUUGGCAGCAGCCCCAGUGCAGUCAGAGGUCUGUGUUCGCUCCAUACCUAGGAGGUUUACAGAGCAGAGCCCAGCUGAACUGACUGCUGUAAUAUCUCUCUCUAUGGGGGAGAACCAGAGCUCUGUGCAGAGAGCCAUGCCUCACAUGCAGCUAGCUCACCAUCAGGCUCCCCUCUGGGGCUAGAACCAGCGCUCACUCAGCCCCCUCUGGAACUCUGCUCACAUGGCUCUUAAAAGAGAACUAUCCUGUCAACACUGGGGCUUAGUGGGAACAGUAUUAGAACAGAAUUACAACACUAUUAGCGACAAGUGGGAGAAAAAUAGCACUAUAUUAAGUACUGUUGAUCUUCAAUUAUAAACCAAAUAAGAAGUGAAUUAUCUGACCUACAGUAGGCCAAGUGUAAUAUUUAUGACAGCUUGCAUUGAAGCUAAUCAUAAUUCAUUACUUAAAAAAGGUCAUGAAGUUCCAGUACAUCCAUUUAAAUAUCAAAGGCACAUGUUUUAUUUAUUUAUUUAAUUUAACCUUUAUUUAACUAGGCACAUUGAUGUGGACACAUACUGUAGAUAAUUGUAAUCUCCAAAUAUGAAGGAAACAAAUUAUAGUAUCGCAACAUGAGAGCAGUGGCUAAGCAAGUUAAUAUUCCAAGCACAACCAACCCAUUGAUUUCUAACUGGUGUGCAGUGCAGUUGUACAGUCGUGGCCAAAAGUUUUGAGAAUGACACAAAUAUACAUUUUCACAAAGUCUGCUGCCUCAGUUUGUAUGAUGGCAAUAUGCAUAUACUCCAG